AAAUGUGAUUAUAGAAUGCACCAACUUGAUCUUAGUUUCGAUUUACUGUUUCACACGCAAAAGCGGCACUGACUGGAAAACAUUGAUUUCUUGAUCUAUCUGUCUGCUGAGAGCUUCGAAUCUACAUCAUCAUGUCUCAAGAACAAGAAAAAAUACCCGAACAAAUGACACCAAUGUGUGGUGGUUGGACCAAGGUUCCAGAUGGAGAAGUGAAGAACCUUCAAGGGCUUCUUGAUCAGGUACGAGAGGCAGCUCAGGUUAUAGCAAAGAGGACCUUCACAGCCCUGGAACCCUUGAGUGGUUCUUCCCAGGUCGUCGCUGGUUAUAACUAUCGCAUCAGGGCCUAUACUGGAAAUGGACCGAAUGGUGACUUUGCGAUCUUUGAGCCUCCCGGCAACGGCGAGGUCUCUUUAACCAGCUACAGAGAUGAACCCACGACAUAGACACCGACCGAAUAGAAUGGAAUAUCUGUCUAUCAGACCAGAUACAAAGUCUCCAAUCUAGAACUUAAAUGUUUAAAACCCUACGCUAGAUAUGAUAACAAAACUAGUCAAGUUAAAAUGGCCCUUUCUCUCAUUUUCUCCUUUCCUCCUUCAUAGCUGUCCCCUCCCCGCCCACCCCUUCCCACCGCCGCUAUUUUUGUGGAUUUAACAGUCAUGGAUAAUAAUUGAUGCUGAGGAAACACCUUGGGCGUAGAGCGGGCGUCGGGUUUGGUUUGAUUUAUAAAAGAGGGGGAGGGGUGCCUCAGAGAUUUUCUAUUUUUUUAAAACUUUGUGUUGUUUGUUUUUUAAUCACAGCAGAAGACAGUGCAUAUAUUUUAAGUCGAUGUAACAUAGCGUUACAAGCAUAUCCUUCGCACUGAAUAUUGCAGAUUUAGGUGAGAAAUCACUCUUUGGCGUAAUCAUUAUUGUAUUCGUGCAUUUCAUUUCAUUUAUCUCCACUUCUCAUUAAAAAAAACAUAUAACAAUUUACAUACAAUAUGUUAUUAACACAAUAAAACAAGAAAAUAGCAUAACAAUAUUAGAAGAAUUUAAAGCACCUAUAAUGUAUACUUGAGACUGUGGUGGAGCCAUCAAAGGCCAUUGACCUAUCUAGGUCUGGUCUCCAGGAAUAAAUUAAAUACAUGUAGUUAAGUUCUGUGUGGCCACGCCUUGAACCAUAAUGCAUGGCCCCACAGAGGAAU
Molecule: messenger RNA, 1183 nt
Organism: Strongylocentrotus purpuratus (purple sea urchin)
Lineage: Eukaryota; Metazoa; Echinodermata; Echinoidea; Camarodonta; Strongylocentrotidae
Exons: 3
Coding region: 132-443 (103 amino acids)
Source: RefSeq, a predicted model, not a curated record